AUGGACCGUCUACAGCUCUUGGUCCUGGGGAAAGUUUGGAGGGCGUGCCCCUCGCGCCCCGGGCAUAAAUGCUCGCGCACUCCCCGCCCCGCACAUUUCUGGUCCUCACACAGACUCAGAAAGAAGCCACCAUGGGUGCUGUCUCCCGCCGACAAGACCAACGUCAAGGCCACCUGGGAUAAGAUCGGCGGCCACGCUGGCGAGUAUGGCGGCGAGGCGCUGGAGAGGACCUUCGCGUCCUUCCCCACCACCAAGACCUACUUCCCGCACUUCGACCUGAGCCCCGGCUCCGCCCAGGUCAAGGCCCACGGCAAGAAGGUGGCCGACGCGCUGACCACCGCCGUGGGGCACCUGGACGACCUGCCAGGCGCCCUGUCCGCUCUGAGCGACCUGCACGCGCACAAGCUGCGAGUGGACCCGGUCAACUUCAAGCUCCUGAGCCACUGCCUGCUGGUGACCCUGGCCAGCCACCACCCCGCGGAGUUCACCCCUGCCGUCCACGCCUCCCUGGACAAGUUCUUCAGCGCCGUGAGCACCGUGCUCACCUCCAAAUACCGUUAAGCUGGAGCCGCGCGACCCUCCCGCUCCCGGCCUGGGGCCUCUUGCGCUCCGCGCACCUGAACUUCCCGAUCUUUGAAUAAAGUCUGAGUGGGCUGCAGCCUC
Ailuropoda melanoleuca (giant panda) is the source of this 663-nucleotide messenger RNA. RefSeq names its product hemoglobin subunit alpha. Gene Ontology annotation, cellular component: haptoglobin-hemoglobin complex; blood microparticle; hemoglobin complex. Gene Ontology annotation, molecular function: oxygen carrier activity; peroxidase activity; heme binding. Lineage: Eukaryota; Metazoa; Chordata; Mammalia; Carnivora; Ursidae. Gene Ontology annotation, biological process: oxygen transport; hydrogen peroxide catabolic process. The coding region runs from base 1 to 561 and encodes 186 amino acids. The record is from RefSeq and is a predicted model, not a curated record. The transcript is spliced from 4 exons.